GAGCAAAGCGGAUUGAAUUUUGAAGUGACCAAUUAGACAACUUGGUCUUGUAAGGUGCCUUUGCGCGGUUGAAUGGUAUCGGCAUUUGGAGUGGGUUCGGAGAAGGAACAAAUUACCGGGAUAGUGGAUUUACGAGAUGACCGGAUCAAACGAGUUUAAGUUAAACCAGGCCCCAGAAGAUGGGAUAUCUGCAGUCAAAUUUAGUCCAAACACAUCCCAGUUCUUGCUGGUUUCCUCCUGGGAUACCUCCGUGCGCCUCUACGAUGUCCCUGCGAACGCCAUGAGGCUCAAAUACCAGCAUGCGGGGCCUGUUUUGGAUUGUGCGUUUUAUGAUCCAACACAUGCCUGGAGUGGAGGAUUGGAUCAUCAGUUGAAAAUGCAUGAUUUAAACACGGAUGGAGAGUCUGUGGUUGGAAGCCAUGAUGCCCCAAUUCGUUGUGUGGAGUUUUGCCCAGAGGUGAAUGUCAUGGUGACUGGAAGCUGGGACCAGACGGUGAAGCUCUGGGACCCCCGCACCCCAUGCAAUGCUGGAACAUUCUCUCAGCCAGAUAAGGUAUACACGCUGUCUGUCUCUGGAGACAGGCUGAUUGUGGGAACAGCUGGUCGGAGGGUGCUUGUUUGGGACCUCCGGAACAUGGGCUACGUGCAGCAGAGGCGAGAAUCAAGUCUAAAGUACCAGACGCGAUGCAUCAGGGCCUUUCCCAACAAGCAGGGCUAUGUACUGAGCUCUAUUGAAGGCAGGGUUGCUGUCGAGUAUUUGGAUCCAAGCUUGGAAGUUCAAAAGAAGAAAUAUGCUUUCAAGUGUCAUCGUCUGAAAGAGAACAACAUUGAACAUAUCUACCCUGUCAAUGCUGUGUCCUUCCACAGUGUGCACAACACCUUUGCUACAGGUGGCUCGGAUGGUUUCGUUAAUAUCUGGGAUCCCUUCAACAAGAAACGUCUCUGCCAGUUCCACCGCUACCCGACAAGUAUUGCAUCUCUGGCCUUCAGCAAUGACGGCAGCACUUUGGCAAUCGCUGCCUCCUACAUGUAUGAAAUGGAUGACAUUGAGCACCCUGAAGAUGCUAUCUACAUACGGCAAGUGACAGAUGCUGAGACAAAGCCCAAGUGAGGCAGCUUCACCUGCCUCUCCUCCCCCAGCAACGGGGAUUUAUUAAUUUUCCCUUGGUUCAUGAAUAGCGUUAUUGAUGUUAAGAGAAGAUAACUAUGGCUGACUGUAGGACUGGGGGAGAUUUUAUCGCAUCCUCCCAAGCUUUCAAUAUCCGUCAGUUGAUAGACGUCUGACAGAUAAAAUUAUGCGCAGUUGUUUUAUACAGAAGCGUGUCGACCUCCUCUGCAUUUCUUGCCCUUCAUUAGUUCACCUGAAGGACUUUGUAUUUUUGACAUUUACUUUAAAAUGCAGUUAUGGAAUUUACUAUCAAGACUCCUUUUCAUGAUCCCUCACACCCAGUUAUUUUUUUUGUUUCCUUUUUUCCAUGUCUUGUUUGUUUUUUGUUUUUUUUUGUAACCAUUAUUCAUGUUCUAUGAAUGUAAAAAAAUAAGUACGUUAUAAGAAAUA
Molecule: messenger RNA, 1558 nt
Organism: Spea bombifrons (plains spadefoot toad)
Lineage: Eukaryota; Metazoa; Chordata; Amphibia; Anura; Pelobatidae
Gene: BUB3
Product: BUB3 mitotic checkpoint protein
Exons: 7
Coding region: 137-1111 (324 amino acids)
Biological process (GO): mitotic spindle assembly checkpoint signaling
Cellular component (GO): kinetochore; bub1-bub3 complex; mitotic checkpoint complex
Molecular function (GO): ubiquitin binding
Source: RefSeq, a predicted model, not a curated record